CAAAAUUAGUAUCAGUAAUGAAUAGUGUUUUUUUUUUUAAUUUUACAUUUAUCAGUAAUAAAUGGUUAAAUAUACAAUUCGGCACCAGGACUGAACGUGCAACCUGACACGUGUCUUAAUACGGUGCUCACUUGGGUCGGGCUUUCCUCUCAUCCAGCGGCCGAUAUUUGAUCAAAUAAAGUACGUUCGUUUAGCAGCACCAUUCAACACGAGAUAUAUGAAGGGGGUUCGUCUGCACUUUUGGAAGUCAGGGAUUGAUCGCUCUUUCAACACACAAUCUUUUCAAUUUAUCAAAACUAUGAGAGCUUCUCUCAUCCGCACCGGGUCGCUGCCGAUCCCGAACCCGGUUUUCCACGGUUCACCUCGAUGUUCUCUCACGCACCAAACCUCUCUCCCCGGCGACAAGAGCCACGCGAAAUUUUCCACGAUUUCAAUGCACUAUUCCCACUUCAACGCCCGCAGGGACGCACCGCAGAAAGGGAUCAACAGAGCCUCAUCGGAAGGUGCCCCCGACAAUUUCUGCGUUCGCCGUAAUCUGAACUGCACCGGAUCGUGCUCGCCCCCGCCGAUCAUACCUCUAGAAGAACAAUUCUUCUCCGACGCCAAUUUACACAAGCCGAGCUAUCUCCAGACUCUACGGGAGGAUAUGCAAUCCGGAGGCGGUGUCUGUGACGAUCUCGGCGACGCGACUGUCACAGGCGGAAACGGUGGCGAGAGGAUGAAAAUCGAUGCGUACUACGAGGAGAUGUUGAAGUCGAACCCGACGGACGCGCUUCUACUGAGAAACUACGGCAAAUUCCUCCACGAGGUGGAGAAAGACGUGAAGAGAGCAGAGGAAUAUUACGGAAGAGCGAUUCUCGCGAACCCUAGCGAUGGCGAAUUGCUUUCGCUGUACGGAGCGCUAAUAUGGGAAACGCAGCGAGACGAAGCGAGAGCCAAAUCUUACUUUGACCAAGCCAUUCACGCCGCUCCUAAUGAUUGCACUGUGCUGGGAUCGUACGCGCACUUCAUGUGGGAAGCGGAGGAGGAAGAGGAACUUAACGGAAGUAUGACGGAGAAAACGGGGACGGAGAUGAUCGCUGUUAUAUAAUUAAGAGUGGCACCUCCUCUUUGUUAGUGUCGCUGAAUAUGGUGGUGUUCGUUCUAAAGGCUGUAACUUGUAACUUGAUUGAACAUGUGACAAGUUGUGAUAGGAUUAUCCCAACCUCCUCUGUUUUGUUAAUGUCUCCGAGCCUAUUGUUUCUGGGAGUGGCUCACAGGUCCGCAUGAAUUAUAGGAGGGACCCACAGAGAGUGAGUGAGUACAAAUUCUAAUACAAUUUUGAAUAUUAUUGUUGAGUUUUUGUAUAGUAUGAUCGGCUCAGUCAUGAACCGAGCAACUAACAAGCUUGUAUGUU
Vigna angularis (adzuki bean) is the source of this 1396-nucleotide messenger RNA. RefSeq lists its product as uncharacterized. Lineage: Eukaryota; Viridiplantae; Streptophyta; Magnoliopsida; Fabales; Fabaceae. The record is from RefSeq and is a predicted model, not a curated record. Gene Ontology annotation, molecular function: protein binding. The transcript has 3 exons. Bases 218 to 1090 code for a protein of 290 amino acids.